Molecule: messenger RNA, 999 nt
Organism: Beta vulgaris subsp. vulgaris (sugar beet)
Lineage: Eukaryota; Viridiplantae; Streptophyta; Magnoliopsida; Caryophyllales; Amaranthaceae
Product: EPIDERMAL PATTERNING FACTOR-like protein 2
Exons: 3
Coding region: 491-868 (125 amino acids)
Biological process (GO): guard cell differentiation; stomatal complex development
Source: RefSeq, a predicted model, not a curated record
CAACCAACAUGAUUUUUUUUUUUUUAAUCUCCCCCUCCCUCAAAACCCCAACCAGGUAACCAAAAUCGCUAUUUUCCCAACCGUGAUACCGAUGCUUAGUACUGUCUCUAAUCUUGCGUGGCAAGAUAUCGGUGUUUCAAACUUGAAAGUCUUGGUUGUUUUAUAUUGUAGGGCUCAUUGAACGAGGUUUUGUCAAAACAGUAUUUCUUCUUUUUCCCUUUUUAGGCUUUCGUUUAAUACAUGCUUUCUGCUCUCCCCUUUUUGCCUUCCCACAUUUCAUCCAAACACACCCUUCACCCUUCACCCUUCACCCUUCACCCUUCACUUCAAUUCACUCUCCCUUCUUCUCCCCCCCCCCCUGGCAUUCAAUCACUCAUCUUUCUCACCACUUCUCAUUAACUUAACUGCCCACAAUUUCUCUCUCUCUCUCUCUUUCUUCAAUCACUCACUUUCUUAAUCAUUUUUUAGUCUUUUUCUUCCAUUUUCUUAAAUGGGUUUUACUCAAAUUCCUGUCUUUUCCAUCACAAAUACAACACUACUACUUCUCAUUUCUCUCUUCUUUUUCUUCUCACUAGCUCAAGGCUGGUCAAUUUCCCAACAAAAUGAAGCAUCAGUAAAGGUAAAAGAAGAGAAAUUAAUAGAGAGAGCAUUAAUAGGUUCAAGUCCACCAAGAUGUGAAGGAAGGUGUAGAAAUUGUGGACAUUGUGAAGCAAUUCAAGUUCCAAUAGUUCCACAACAAGGUUUCCCAAGAAGUCAUUUUGUUAAACAUUCAACACCAACUCUUGCUUAUUCUAGAGGAGAUGGUGUUUCUAAUUAUAAACCUAUGAGUUGGAAAUGCAAGUGUGGUGAUUCCAUUUUUAAUCCUUGAUUAUUUUUAACAUCAUAGAUUAGCUAGUAUUAUAGAUUUUUGUUUCUACUAUUAUUUUUCUCUCAUGUAAAUACUUAUAUCUUGUUAUCUUUGCUCCAUUCUUAUAUGCAAUUAAUAGUAGAUUUUUUUUU